GAGGCGGUUGGAGGGAGGCCCGAUUCCCCUUUGUUCGGGUUCGCCAUUUUACAAAGCAGCGGCAGUGGCGGCGGCAACGGCGGCUGGAGCCUCUGAUUGGGUUUCGGGGUCCGGUACUGGAGCCAAUCAGCGCGGGCAGCGAACCGGGGGAGCGAGGCACGGAGUGCAUCUUGGCAUUCUGCAGAGUGAAGCUCACUGUGAAUAGGAUUCUAACUCAGAAGGACCAUGGAGCAGUAUACAGCAAACAGCAAUAGUUCAACGGAGCAGAUUGUUGUGCAAGCCGGACAGAUUCAGCAACAGCAGCAGGGUGGUGUCACUGCUGUCCAGUUGCAGACUGAGGCCCAGGUGGCAUCCGCCUCAGGCCAGCAAGUCCAGACCCUCCAGGUAGUCCAGGGGCAGCCAUUAAUGGUUCAGGUCAGUGGAGGCCAGUUAAUCACAUCAACUGGCCAACCCAUCAUGGUCCAGGCUGUCCCCGGUGGACAAGGUCAAACGAUCAUGCAAGUACCUGUAUCUGGGACACAGGGUUUGCAGCAAAUACAGUUGGUCCCGCCUGGACAGAUCCAGAUCCAGGGUGGGCAGGCUGUGCAGGUGCAGGGCCAGCAGGGUCAGACCCAGCAGAUCAUCAUCCAGCAGCCCCAGACGGCUGUCACCGCUGGCCAGACCCAGACGCAGCAGCAGAUUGCUGUACAGGGGCAGCAAGUGGCACAGACUGCUGAAGGGCAGACCAUCGUCUAUCAGCCAGUUAAUGCAGAUGGCACCAUUCUCCAGCAAGUUACAGUCCCUGUUUCAGGCAUGAUCACCAUCCCAGCAGCCAGUUUGGCAGGAGCACAGAUUGUUCAGACAGGAGCCAACACCAACACAACCAGCAGUGGGCAAGGGACUGUCACUGUGACGCUACCAGUGGCAGGCAAUGUGGUCAAUUCAGGAGGGAUGGUCAUGAUGGUGCCUGGCGCAGGCUCUGUACCUGCUAUUCAAAGAAUCCCUCUACCUGGAGCAGAGAUGCUUGAAGAAGAGCCUCUCUAUGUGAAUGCCAAACAGUACCACCGUAUUCUUAAGAGAAGGCAAGCCCGGGCCAAACUAGAGGCAGAAGGGAAAAUUCCAAAGGAAAGAAGGAAAUACCUGCAUGAGUCUCGGCACCGUCAUGCCAUGGCACGGAAGCGUGGUGAAGGUGGACGAUUUUUCUCUCCAAAGGUAAAGGAUAGUCCCCAUAUGCAGGAUCCAAACCAAGCUGAUGAUGAAGCAAUGACACAGAUCAUCCGAGUGUCCUAACCCCUGGCUAUGUGGUGGAGCUGAUCAAGGUCAUGUUCCUCGCCACUCUUUCCCACUGUUCCAGGAAAUUGAUCAACUCUUCCAAUGGGACACUGACGAUCACUUUCUGACCUUUUCUACAGGACAGAAACCACUUAGUUUUUAAAAGUGGUUCAGUAUUAUAAUUGCAGCAAUGUCUGGCAAAUUGAAGUUGCAAGCCUCUGUGUAACUUUUUCAGGCAGAACUAUUUCAGACUGUUGAUGACAUUGACAUUUCAUGGAUUAGGAUGAUGCAAAGGGACACAUGCCAGCCUGGCAGUACAGAAGCACUUACGUUGACUGGUGAAGUUAGCCAGCCACUUCAGCAGGGGAGAACAACCUUCUCUACCUAACCUGCAAUCAGGGAAGCCACAGCCCACUUCUUCCCAUGGAAUCUAGACAGCAUCCAUCCCUCUGGUGGGGGAUCUCAGGCUGACUAACUGAAUAGACAGUUUGUAUUCAGAGAUGGCUUCCAUGCAAGGAAGUUCCAUUUUGUGAUAUGGAAACAAUAAAUUCUCUGAGGUACAUUCAUCUAA
Molecule: messenger RNA, 1822 nt
Organism: Cynocephalus volans (Philippine flying lemur)
Lineage: Eukaryota; Metazoa; Chordata; Mammalia; Dermoptera; Cynocephalidae
Gene: NFYA
Product: nuclear transcription factor Y subunit alpha
Exons: 10
Coding region: 226-1269 (347 amino acids)
Biological process (GO): regulation of transcription by RNA polymerase II
Cellular component (GO): CCAAT-binding factor complex
Molecular function (GO): DNA-binding transcription factor activity, RNA polymerase II-specific; DNA binding
Source: RefSeq, a predicted model, not a curated record